AUGGCAUUAACGCCAGUUGUUAAAGUGGUUGAUUUAUAUCGUCAUGAGUUAUUCGAUAAUGGUUUUGGUGUGCAGUGGAUGGAUGAUAAUGAUGAAAAUAAUUCAAUGAAUUCUAAGAAUUCAAUUAUUUCAGUUCGAUCUGUAUAUAGUAAUCAUAAUUCACGUCUUCCAGCUCAUAUUUGGAGAUCACUUGCAAAGGUUUUAUCCGGUGAUGUUGUCAUGGAAUUAAAUGGUGUUAGCACUGCAGGUCAAACAGUUGCUGAAUUUGAAAAAAAUUUAAAACUAUCCGGUAAUCGAAUUCGCAUACGUUUGAAAUCAGACUACGGUAGCUGUACAUCGUCUAGUCUUGUUGACCCAUCUUGGAAUUCACCAACAUCUUUUACAUCAUCAAUACAAGCAACAGACGAAGAUAAUUUAUCUGACACGGAAUAUUAUCAACAGAAAAAAAUUCUUGUACCAUUAACGAACGGUCAUUCAUACAGUUCAAUGACAAAUGGUCAUGGCAAAUAUAAUAAAUCAGAGCGAAGUCGUUCAUGUGAAAAUAGUCUUGAUUCGUGCGGUCGUAAAUCAUCUGAUGAACUAACUAUAUCAUCAUCGUCAUUAGCCGAUGUACCAGUAUCAUCAUCAAAUAAUGCUGAUUAUGAUAACCUAGCUAGUAUUAAUGGUAAUAAAGAUGUUAAUGGACAACCAUCAUCGCCAACAGCAAUGCAACCAUCAACAUCAAGACUAACAACACAAUCACCAAUAUCCUAUGAACUUGAUCAAAAAAUAAAAGAUGCCAUCGAUGCAAGACUUCGAGAUAUUGAUGAUGAAUUUGAAUUAAAUUUGCCAGUUACUUCGGAAACAGUCAAUAAAUCGGUUGAUCUUCCUUCAGCACGUCGAUUAGCUAAACGUCUUUAUACAUUAGAUGGUUUUAAAUCAACUGAUGUCGUCAGACACUUGUGUAAAAGGAAUGACUUCAAUCAAUUGGUCGCUGAAGAGUAUGUCAAAUUGUUCGAUUUUCAAGGUGACACACUUGAUCGUGCAUUAAGAAAAUUUGUUAAACAAUUUACAAUUAUUGGAGAAGCACAAGAUCGUGAACGUGUACUACAUUUCUUUGCUGCAAGAUAUCUCGAUUGUAAUCCAACAACAUUCACGUCUGUCGAUGCUUGCCAUAUGUUGACUUGCGCAAUUAUGUUGCUAAAUACGGAUCUUCAUGAUGCAAAAAUUACAAGUAAAAUGACAUUUCAACAGUUUAGUGAUAAUUUACACGAGUUGAAUGAUGGAGUUGAUUUUUCAAAAGAUUUACUUAAAUCAUUAUACAAUGCAAUUAAAAAUGAACAACUUAUUGAUGAAACAACUCUUGGUUCCGAUGAUUAUACAGAUGUCCGUCUAAGUGGACAAGGAACAUUACAUGGAUAUAGUAAUUGUGUUAAUCCAUUUUUAGAGAUUCCUGAUACUAGCAAAAGUAUUGAAUACAUGCAGGGCUAUGUUAUGAGAAAAUGUUGUGUGGAGUCGGAUGGCAAACGAACUCCAUUUAUGCGUCGUAGUUGGAAAGCCUAUUAUGCUAGCUUACGUGAUAUGGUUCUUUAUUUACAUAAGAAUGAUCAACAACCAGCCACGAUCUUAGUUGGGGAUACAAAUGCAAUACGUUUACAUCAUGCAUUUGCGCAAGAAGCAACUGAUUAUCGCAAACGUCAACAUGUAUUUCGCUUAAAAACUGCUGAUUGGGCUGAAUGUUUAUUUCAAACAAGUGAUCAUGAUCUAAUGAAAAAAUGGAUUGAUGCUAUUAAUUUAAUUGCAGCAUCCUUUUCAUCACCACCGUUACCAGCAGCUAUUGAUUCAUCAUCCAUACAUUUUCAACGGCCACUUUUACCUAGUGUGCAAACACGUCAUUCUGUUUUCGAACAAUACGAAUAUAUAAUUAAUCAAAUAAAUGAAAUAUCGCGUCAAUUAAAUGAAUUAAAAACGCAUUCAUAUAUAACAAUUAAUAAUAAUGAAACUAUCAAUACUAAUGGGGAUUUAAAACAGCCAACACCAAUGAAAGCACGAGAUAUGAUUGAACAUAAAGAUAAAAUUGAUUAUCUUGAAUAUGAAUUAAAACGGUAUGAAGCAUAUGCAGAUCGUCUUCGACGACAUUUUCAGCAAUUGCAAUUAGAUUAUUCAUUACUUAAACCAAAUAAUAAUGAACAACAAGAUCAAGAACAACAAGAGCAGCAACAUGGUUUUGUAGGGCCUAUUGAAGCUUUCUCGGGUGUACAUAAUACUCAACAACAAACAUUUCCUCAUCAUCAAAUAUUACCCACACGGCCAACAUCGACAGUUGCUUAUAAAAAAGCGUCACAAUCUCCCAAUAUAACCAUGUCAAAUCCUAAUCGUUAUAGUUAUAUGAUGGCUGUGAAUACGCAUCCAGUUGCAAUGAAAGAACAUCGAUUAUGA
This is a messenger RNA of Rotaria socialis, 2418 nucleotides long. The record is from the annotation of a GenBank genome assembly. Lineage: Eukaryota; Metazoa; Rotifera; Eurotatoria; Philodinida; Philodinidae.